Molecule: messenger RNA, 734 nt
Organism: Chlorocebus sabaeus (green monkey)
Lineage: Eukaryota; Metazoa; Chordata; Mammalia; Primates; Cercopithecidae
Source: RefSeq, a predicted model, not a curated record
CCAAGGGGCCAAGGGAUGAGCUGGGGCCCUCCUUCCCAAUGGCAUCUCCCCCUGGUCUGGAACUGAAGACACUGAGCAAUGGUCCUCAAGCCCCAAGGAGAUCAGCUCCCCUGGGCCCGAAUGGCCCCAUCCAGGAGGGUGUGGAGAAUGCCUGCUUCUCCUCCAGAGAGGAGCAGACCCAUUUCCAGAACCCUGGGAACACGAGACUGGGCAGCUCACCCAGUCCCUGGGGUGUCUCCUCACUGCCCGAUCAGCGGGAUGAUCUAUCCCUGCAUUCAGAGGAGGGGCCAGGCCUGGAGCCCGUGAGUCGCCCGGUGGAUUAUGGCUUUGUUUCCGCCCUCGUUUUCCUGGUGAGUGGGGAUUCUCUUGUUGGUGACAGCAUCGCCAUCGUGAGCUGAGUCAAUCCGGACACAGUGACAGCCGGGAGAUGGAACGACUAGAAAUGUCUCUACGCCAUCCUAGGCUCCCACUUGGACAAGUGCAUCAUCGCCGGCCUGAGGCUGCUCACGGUGGCGAAAAGCUGUCUUUGUUGUGGUGCUGCUCAUAGUCUCCUGUGCAAGGGCGAGCUGUGCCACGCCGGGAGGACCUUCGUCCCGGCAGGGGCUCCAGGAAGACCUAUGGCUCCCAUUAACCUGCGCAUGAGACAGCUCAAUGGGGAUGGGGGCCAGGCCCUGGUGGAGAAUGAAGUUGUCCAGGUCUCAGAGACUAGCCACACCUAUCCAGAGGAGUCUUAA